Messenger RNA from Mercurialis annua (annual mercury), 2550 nucleotides. RefSeq lists its product as uncharacterized. Gene Ontology annotation, biological process: DNA integration. Gene Ontology annotation, molecular function: nucleic acid binding; RNA-DNA hybrid ribonuclease activity. NCBI's taxonomy places the organism in Eukaryota, Viridiplantae, Streptophyta, Magnoliopsida, Malpighiales, Euphorbiaceae. The record is from RefSeq and is a predicted model, not a curated record. The transcript is spliced from 2 exons. The coding region runs from base 1 to 2550 and encodes 849 amino acids.
AUGCCUUUCGGCCUAAAGAAUGCUGGGGCCACUUAUCAGAGAGCGAUGAAUAAGAUGUUUGCAGGUUUGGAUUGUCUGGAAAUUUAUAUAGAUGAUGUGGUCAUUAAGUCACAGACCAGCGAACAACAUUUGGCCAACCUGAGAGAUACCUUUGUUAGAAUGAGAGAAAAUGGCUUGAAGAUGAAUCCUUUAAAAUGUGCGUUCGGUGUAUCAGCUGCGGGCCGAUUAAGAAGUUGGAGAACAUUACUGAAGGCCGGAGGAACAUCUCAGUUCGUUUGGACAGAAGAGCAACAAAACGUCUUCGACGAGAUCAAGACUUACUUAGUCAAGCCUCCAGUCAUGAUGCCCCCUAAGCAGGGACAGCCGUUAUUGUUAUAUAUUUCGGCAGCCCACGAAUCGUUAGGAUGCAUGUUGGCACAGGAAGAUCAAGGAGUCAAAAGAUCGGUUUAUUAUCUGAGUAAAAGCCUAACUGACACAGAAAUUCGAUAUUCUACUAUCGAGAAGCUAUGUCUAUGUCUUUAUUUUACAUGCUGUAAAUUAAGAUAUUACAUGCUUCCGGUAGUGGUAUAUGUUUUAUCUCAAACAGAUGUGAUCAAAUACAUUCUGUCUCGACCUUAUCUGAGAAAUCGGCUUGGAAAAUGGGCUAUUGCAAUGUCAGAAUUCACUUUAGUAUAUGUUCCACAAAAAGCCGUUAAGGGACAAGCACUAGCAGAUUUUUUAGCAGAUCAUCCCAACGUCCCGAUCAAGGAGGUAGCUUUCUUCGAUCUAAUUUCGUGGAAGCUUUGGUUUGACGGAUCUAAAACUAAUAAAGGGGCAGGUGCAGGGAUAUUAAUUGUCUCGCCGCAAGACUUGGUUUUUCGAAUGUCCUUUUCACUAACAUUCCAAUGCACUAAUAAUCAAGCGGAGUACGAAGCGCUGAUCAUUGGAUUGGAAGUCCUGGCCGAGCUAGGAGCUAAAGCGAUUCAAGUAAAAGGAGACUCCUUGUUAGUUAUUAAGCAGGUUAUUGGCGAAUUCAAAUGCGAAUCAGACGUCUUGAUUAAGUACUGCAAUAAAGCCAAACACCUCAUGGAUGGUUUCUCCGAAACAUGGAUAGAGUUCCCGGAAAGAGCAGAAAAUGAAGAGGCGAACAACUUAGCCCAACAUGGAAGUGGAUACAAAAUCAUGGCAGGUUUUGAGGUUAUUGAGAGAACAACGCCUUGUCUUCACACUGGGGGCAUAAUACCAGAUAAUUGCAGAUCGGCAUAUCACUUGGACACGACAGCCGAUUGGAGGAAAGAAUUGAUCGACUGGUUUAGACAUCCAGACCCGACGAAUCGGCGAAUCAGAAUGUUGGCCACCAACUAUGUGAUUCUAGCUGACGAAUUGUACAAACGAUGUCGUGAAGGUCUAUUGUUCAGAUGUGUAGGACCAAAAGAAGCUAUGUUGGUCAUGGCUGAAGUUCAUGAAGGAAUCUCGGGGGCACAUCAAGCUGGGCCAAGAAUGAGGUGGUUAAUACACAAAUACGGCUUUUAUUGGCCGAAAAUGGAACAAGAUUGUAUCCUGUACGCUAAAGGAUGUGAAGCUUGUCAGAAAUUUGGACCGGUUCAACACGUUCCAGCAGACGUAUUACAUUCGAUCAUCAAGCCGUGGCCAUUUAGAGGAUGGCCAGUAGACUUGAUCGGCAAAAUUUACCCACCAUCGGCAAAAGGACAUACUUUCGUGAUCGUUGCGACAGACUAUUUCACGAAAUGGGUAGAAGUCAAGCCGUUGAAAUCGCCAACACAAGACGAAGUAAUCAAAUUUUUCAAAGAAAAUUUGAUUCAUCGACAUGGUCUUCCAAAAACUAUUACGACCGAUCAAGGAACUAUUUUUACUGGAUCGGACACUAUAGCUUUCUCGAAAGAGUACGGUUUUAAAAUGAUACAUUCUACACCGUAUUAUGCCCAAGCGAAUGGACAAGCAGAAGCUACAAACAAAUCAAUAAAGAACUGUUUGUCCAAGAUGAUCGAAGAAAACCCAAACCAAUGGCAUAGGAUUUUGUCCGAAGUCGUUUGGGGGAACAGAAUAUCCCAGAAAUCAGCCACUGGCACAUCUCCAUUCCAUUUGGUGUAUGGGUAUGACGCAAUGUUGCCUAUGGAGCUCGCGGUACAUUAUGUACGACGAAAGAGACAACAUACGAUCUUAAAAGAAGAUUAUGCCGAUAAAAUGAUCUUAGAAGCAUUAGAUCUCGAUGAAGAAAGAUUGGAAGCACUUGACCAUUUAGAAGCGCAAAAAAGGCGAGUCGAAAGAUCGUACAAUAAACGAGUCAAGGGUAAAAUUUUCAAGGUUGGAGAUCUGGUAUGGAAAGCAAUUCUACCACUGGGUCAUAAAGAUCGACGUCUCGGAAAAUGGAGCCCAAAUUGGGAAGGACCAUUUCAAAUAAUACAAGUCUUGUUAAGUGGCGCUUAUGUCUUGACAGAUAUAGAUGGAGGGGUGCAUAACAGGUCAAUUAAUGGUCAAUACAUCAAAAAAUACGUUCCUAGUUGCUGGGAGGGUAUAAAUAAGGAAACCUUCCGAGACGAUAUGGAGUGA